UGCACGGUUUGGAUCUGUAGGAAUUCAUAUCAACCAACCGGACUCUCCUCUUCCUGACUGAGAUGUUGCGAUGUUCCGUGCAGCCUUACAAAACGUGGACUUGUUUUGGCUGAUUUUGUUGUAUUUUCUUGUGUUACUGGAGACUGGCUGUGGAUCAGCCGAUGUGGACAGCUGUCAUGAGGUGAAGACAGCCUACAUGAUGCGCCAAAUAGGCCCGGUGGAGCUGGUGCCAGACAGGCCAGGAACAGAUGAGUCUCUGCGAGUGUGCAUCCACCCCGGGCCCAGCUGCUGCACCAGUAAGAUGGAGGACAGCUACAUGUCUGCUGUUCGCAGUGAGACGCAGCAGAAGAUACGUUCAUACAGCUUUGAGCUCAAGUAUCUGAUCGCUGGACACACCAAGGCCUACCAAGAGACCUUCGAGUCGCUCGUGUCCUUCACAUCUAACCUCACCAGCACUCUUUUUGACAACGCCUACUCUGCGUUGGCUUCUGACUGUCGCCCCUUUGUGCUUCAUCUGUUCAACGGCAUAAAACGCCACUUAUCUGGAGACUCUAAUUCCUCACUGGAAAGUACUGUGCGCCGGUUCUACAACGAUCUUUUCCCAUUGGUCUAUCGUCGUCUGCUCAAUCCCGGGAUAGGCCACAUGUCAGCCAAGUCCUAUACCCCCCUCCCCACCAAUCACGAUGAAUGCCUACGAAUGACGAGGCAGGACGUCAGCCCGUUCGGACCCCACCCUCGCCUCCUGGUCAGCAGCCUGUCCCGUGCACUUGGGGCCGGCCGAGCACUGAGUCGACUGCUGAGACUGGCUGGAGAGGUUGUGAAUGCAACAGAGAAGGCAACAUUAUCCAGAGAGUGUGGGCGGGGCUUAGUGAGGAUGCAGUAUUGUUCCCACUGCAGAGGGCUGACACUGAUAAGGCCCUGUACUGGACUCUGUGUCAACAUUAUGAGGGGAUGUCUGGUGGGUGUUUCAGAGCUUAGCGCCCCCUGGGGGAGUCUGGUGGUGCUCCUCCAACGGUUAGCUGCCACUUUAGCAACCAGCAGCAACCAAAACAGCAUGGAGCUAGCACUGUUAGCAGUACGAAACCAUGUGAACGAUGCUAUUCUGCACGCUCAGCUGCAUGGGCCACGCAUCACAGCCACGGUGGAGAAGGUUUGUGGACCUCAGGCAGCUGUUCCCAUGAUUCCAGUUGGAAAUCCCACCACUACACUUGUUACACCCUCAGUGAGACCCGCUACAUUAGUGACUACAGAGCCGUCCCACUUCACAUCGACUCCCUCAGUGGGCCCACCUGCUAAGCGGCGUCUGCAGAGUCAGUCCAGGAGGUCAUUCGUCCUUAAAGGUUCCAAAGGAGACAAGAGUCGCAGCUUGAAAAAACUGUCCAGGGAGUUUGAAGGCUCGAUCCAGAGGUACCAGUGGUUCUUCUCCGAGCUGCCUGAGAUGCUCUGUGAGAGUGAGAUGGAGGUCGAGCAGCACACAUGCUGGAGCGGCCAAGACGUCGUAGAGAGUUAUGCAGGUCGAGUGGUUGGCAGCACUUUAAAAGCCCAGAAGGAAAACCCAGAGAUGGCUGUCCGCAAUACAGAUCCUGUCCUGAAGGGGGCGAAGCAGAGGCUGGAGCAGCUGACACAGGAGCUGUUAGUGGAGCUGGGCUGGGCCACUAAAGCCAGAGCAAAGGUGGAGGAAGAGGAGGGAGGGAGCGCUCAGACAGAAAGAGGCAGCGGGGAUGACUGUGAUGAUGAAGACGGCUGUGAAGCAUCUGGUGAGGCUAACGGUGAUGAGACUGGUGAAUCAUCCAGCGGUCAAAGUCCAGCAACAAAGGACGUGGCUCCUCCUCCUCCUCGUCGCCCUGUCCCUCCUAAUCGCCUCUCACCUCCACAGGUUGCUGUUCGAGGCUCAGCCCACACGUUAUCUUUCACACCUUUGACCCUGGUGACCCUGCUACUCCUCGUGCUGUCACCAUGGCAACACCGUUGAUCACACAGGCAGAGCUGAACCCUGAGACUGACGGAGAGACAGAAAGACUGAGAGACAGCCACACGUUUGUGGUGAAGAGAAGUGUCUUGGAGUUUCUGUAAGCGCCAGUCAAACACUCUGAUUGGCCAGUUGGACACACUGUUGAUUUAUCACAGCUGCAAGUGCACAGUUUUUAUUUUUAUGUUACCUGUACUGACCUCUACAUGCGUUAUUUGUUUUAACCCUGAUAGGAUAGAUUGCACAGCACUACUGACUUUUUUGAAGAGAGAUGUAAAUACAAAUAUAUAUAUUAUAUAUUUAUAUGAAAGUUUCUAUAGCUAACAACGGCUUGAUGUGUAAAAAGAGAUUAAUAUAGAAGGAGCAGAAUGACUUGGACCUAAAGGGAUGUUUGCUUUCUGUUUGAACUUUAUGUUAUGUUAGCUGACAGCUACAGUUCAGGCUGAAGGCUCACUACAGCAGCUGUUUACUUGCAGUGAGGACACUCGUGAGUCACUAAUGUUGAAGAGCACAGAGCGUUAAACAGAAAAGGAGAUCGUGACACUUUCUUGAUCGGCAUAAUUAUGUGAUACUUAAAACUGUGUACAUAUGGUCACGCAGCAUAAUGAAAAAUGUGGCAGUUUGGCCCGUAAGCCCAGACGACACCUUUUCUUCACACAAACACGCUCUUUUAUUCAUGCAAGCUGUGCAGUGCUUUUUAUAAUCUCUGCAGUGAGUACACUAAUAGUUUUUACCAUAACACUUCAAAAAUGCCACUCAAACAGCUAAGAUCUCUCCCAAGGAACUGCUUCUUCUGUUAUGUGUCAUUUCCAAGCAUUUAAUACCACUUACAGUCAUGAUAACUGUGGGAAAAAUAACUAUUUCCCUCACAAGGUGCAGUGUACAAGGCUGUGAUAGUGCAACAGGGAGGGAUGUAACUGCUUACAUUUCAACUUCAAUUUUAGAUCGAGCUGCCGUGGAAAUUUCUUGACAGCAAGCUCACUUUGCUCCAAACUAUAUAAAGCAGCUGAUACAAGGAGUGUCUAAAUAUGGCAUGUAUUUAAGAGCAAGACACAACCUGGAAAAUCUUCCAAAAAAGUGAAUAAUUUGACACCUCACUGUCACAUGCAAACAGGAAACUGUCAGUAUGAUUUCAAAGGCUGUCUGGCCUCCAAAUGUCUUCAUAACAGACUUCAAUCCCCUGCUGAAAGACUGCGUACAAGACAAGUAAAUAUAGUCAAGUGUUUUCUUAUUUAGAUGCAUGUGUUGUCCCUAUCAAAUGAAGUAAAAAACAGAGUAUUAGAAGAGUGAUCAGGGUGCUGCUGAGCCCAGAUCCAGACGUGUAAUUUUGAUUUGAUUUAUAUUAAUUGAGACUGUCACAUUUCUCUGGCUCUUAAACCCCACAAACUGCAGAACAACAGCAGGACAGACAACUGGAAUACUGAUUAAAUAGAUUAAUAAUGAAGCAGAUGAACCAGCUGAAGGACGCUGCAUGCAUUUCUCUUGACCGGCAACUUGUCUUCCCCUGAUGUCGUCACUUUGUCCCAUAUAGCUCUCUGAAAAUGUCAGAGUACCCACAUAACUGCCAUUUUAUAUCACCUAAGGCACUCUAUCCACAAAGGAAUGUGACUGACAGAGAAGACAACAGAAGAAAUACCAUUAGGAGAUUAAAUGUUUUGGCAGAGAGCCCAAAUGCCAUGUAAGCUUGUGGGAUGCUUCUACAACUUAAUCUGUCGAACAAACAUACUAUUAUUUAAUUUCUAUAUAAACGCUAUACCCAAAAGAGAUUAGGUGCUGGAUUUAAGCCAAGCAUUUAGUCUUUCACAGCCCCUGAUAGUCAACAUGCAGGAACAAACCACCCAACAAAUACCAAUAGAAAGGUGCAUAAAAGGCUGACACUCCAACAGGAUACGCAAAUCUGCUUUUAUGCCACUUUAUGUUCAGAUACACACUCUGGGUGAACCUGUUUAACUGCUUAUUAACCCAAAUACCUAAUCAGCCAGUCACAUGGCAAUAACCAGUGCAUUUAGGCGUGAUCAAGAUAAUGUGCUGAAGUUCAAACCAAGCAUCAGGAUGGAGAAGAAAAGUGACUGAAUGUACCAUGGUUGUUGCGGCCUGAUCAGCUAGUCUAAGUAUUUCAGAUGCUGCUAAUCUUCUGUGAUCUUCAUGCACAACCAUCUUAGGGACUGCAGAACAUGUUAUAUGCCUUUACCAUAUAUGGUAACUGGGGCCUACUUCCUUCGUGGCAUCUCCCCAACUGUCUGUGAAACAGAUGAACCAUGGUGAUUUUUCACAGCAAAUCAGUGGAGAUCAGUCAACGUUACAGAAUGUGACAUCAUAGCAUCUGACCAAUCAGCAGUGGACCAGAGCGUCUUAAAUUUCCUAUUUCCUCCAGAACUCACAAAAUGCAGUUUUACAUCUGUUUUGGUCCCACACAGAUUGCUUUAACAUCAACUAACCAUGGUAAGUUGAUGAAACCCACACAUCAUGCAGGUGAAUAGUAGUGCUGAAUGUCAUGCUAGGUUUUG
This is a messenger RNA of Cheilinus undulatus (humphead wrasse), 4476 nucleotides long. Its product is annotated as glypican-5-like. Gene Ontology annotation, biological process: regulation of protein localization to membrane; cell migration; positive regulation of canonical Wnt signaling pathway. The transcript has 11 exons. Gene Ontology annotation, cellular component: extracellular region; cell surface; plasma membrane. The coding region runs from base 71 to 1972 and encodes 633 amino acids. Lineage: Eukaryota; Metazoa; Chordata; Actinopteri; Labriformes; Labridae. The record is from RefSeq and is a predicted model, not a curated record.